UCCAGUGAGCUGUGGGAUUCGAUUUCCACAUGGGCAGUGUCCCUGGACAUGUUUUCAAAGCAGCCAGGAGCUUGACCUCUUCUGAAAACUUCCCCAGGGUGGCUGACAAACUGCCUAGACCAAACCUCGUCUUGCUCAAGCACUUGCUGUCUCUGCUCCAGCACAUCAGCCGAAAUGCCGAGACCAACAGGAUGGACUCCAGCAAUCUGGCCAUCUGCGCUGGCCCAAACAUGCUGAGCCCGGAGACGGACAACACGCUCCCGCUGGAAGUGCAGAAGGAGAUGAACGACAAGGUGACGGUGUUGGUGGAGUUCCUCAUAAACAACUGCUCAGAAAUAUUUGGGGAGGACAUUGCCUUGCCUGUCUGUGCCUUGGCUGAGGAGUCACCGGAGCACACAGACAGCUCCACAGGUAUGAGAACAGACCAGGGGUGUCACAGACUGGGGCUGCUGGGCCAAGUUCCUUGA
Molecule: messenger RNA, 467 nt
Organism: Egretta garzetta (little egret)
Lineage: Eukaryota; Metazoa; Chordata; Aves; Pelecaniformes; Ardeidae
Product: T-cell activation Rho GTPase-activating protein-like
Exons: 3
Coding region: 30-467 (145 amino acids)
Biological process (GO): signal transduction
Molecular function (GO): GTPase activator activity
Source: RefSeq, a predicted model, not a curated record